AUGCUUUGCAGAUGUCCAUUGUGUGAUUAGCAUGGUUGAGUUCCAUGAGAGAAAUGGUCUCCUGUCUCCCUUGCAGGCUGCCCUCCUCCGGGUUGUGCCGCGGUUGCCAGGGCCAGCGGCGUGGGGAAGGCCUCUCUACCGGCUAUGGUGCUGCAGUGGGCAGGAUCCUAGGAGGUGGGUGGGGAGCAAGUCGCCCGCCUCCAAGGAGAAGCCACCAGGCACAGAGACAGAGAAAUUCCAGAUGGUCUACCGAUUUGAUGCCAUCAGAGCCUUCGGGUACUUGUCUCAGCUGAAGGUGGCACAGACGGCCCUGACGGUGGUGGCCCUGCCUCCUGGCCUCUACUGGUACUCCCAGGGCCUCAUGACUUUCAACUCCCUGUGCCUCGUGGGCGGGAUCGCUGGCUUUGCCCUGGCCAUGCUGUGCUGGAUGAGUUAUUUCUUCCGGAGGCUGGUGGGCAUCCUGUACGUGAACGAGUCAGGCACCGUGCUGCGGGUGGCUCACCUGACCUUCUGGGGCUGGCGACAGGACACGUAUUGCCCCGUGGCCGACGUGGUCCCCAUGACGGAAACCAAGGACCGGCCCCAGGAGCUGUUCGUGCGUAUCCAGCAGUACAGCGGGAAGCAGACCUUCUACCUCACCCUGCGCUACGGCCGCGUCCUGGACAGGGAGCGUUUCAUGCAGGUGUUCGGGAUGCUGGACACGCUCAAGUGAACAGCUGGGAGCCGGGCCUCUGGGUCACCCUGGGCCACCUGGAUCUCCCAUGGGAAGGCCGAGGGUGUGGGUGAGGCUGAAGAAGGGGACCGGGCAGCUGGAGACUUUGCCAAGGCCUCUGGGGACUUGUCUUUUGGGAUGCGGAAAAUUCACAGGCAGAAGCUAGUAACUGGGUUUAGGAAAGAGGCCCUUCGUGAGAAUACUUACUGCACUUGU
Messenger RNA from Ceratotherium simum simum (southern white rhinoceros), 928 nucleotides. The record is from RefSeq and is a predicted model, not a curated record. Lineage: Eukaryota; Metazoa; Chordata; Mammalia; Perissodactyla; Rhinocerotidae.